AUGUCUAGGGCCUGGAUUAAUCAUCUGCAUCAUCGUCAUGUUCAGCAGCAGCAGCACCAGCACCAACAGACACCACAGCAGCUGCUGCCAGGGGAUAAAAUAGACAGGAGUAUGAUUUGGCAGAUUGCAAUGAUAUCCAUGGAGGAGGUUGUUAAAAUGGCCAAAAUGGGGGAACCUCUGUGGAUCCCAAAUCGUUCUGAUUGCGGUAUCGGGUUCAAGUUGAAUGAGGAUGAGUAUUUUCGGAUUUUCCCCAUAGGAUUUGGACCUCGCCCUGAAAGUCUUUACUGCGAGUCCUCUCGCCACUCCACCACCCUUAAUAUUAGUUCCCAUUCUCUUCUGGAUAUUUUUAUGAGUCAGGCUAAUUGGAAGUCCUUCUUCAGUGCCAUUGUGUCAAAAGCGACAUGUUUGGAAAUCUUGUCGAGUGGAUUGUCUCCAGGAAAUUAUAAUGGUGCAUUGCAAUUGAUCUCUUUAGAGACGCAUGCGCAGACUCCUUUUGUUCCUAUCCGUGACAACCUGUUGGCAAGGUACUGCAGGCAAGUGGGUGAAAAGAAGUGGGCAGUGGUGGACGUUUCUCUUGACAUAUUUCGGGAAUUCCAUCUAGUGAAAUCGAGGAAAAGGCCUUCCGGGUGCAUAAUUGAAGAUAUGCCCAAUGGAUUCACAAACGUGACAUGGAUAGAGCACGUUGAAGCACAACACGUGACUGGUGUUCAUCCAAUCUACAAGGCUCUGGUCAGUUCCGGGUUAGCUUUUGGCGCCAAACGUUGGCUUGGUAUUCUCCAGAGCCAAACCGAUCGUCUCUUUAGUGUCAUGUCCAACACCCUGCCCUUUUCUGAUAUCACUGUGGCGAUGAGUACGGAAAGUAAAAGGAGCUAUACUUGGUUGUCUGAGAGGAUGGUAGGGAUCUUUAAUACGGGAGUGAGUGUGGCUACAGGGAAUGUUUGGAAUAUAAUUCCAUACAUUGGCCCAAAUAAAAUUAGAGUUCUCAUGAUCAGGAACACAGAUAUUCCCAAUCGUCCUGUAGGGGUCAUCCUUGUCGCUACAUAUUCCUUUUGGCUCAAUGUCCCACCCAUGUCUGUCUUUAAAUAUCUCCAAAACCAACAAACAAGGAGUCAGUGGGAUGUUCUUACAUCUUCUGAACAACCACUUAAAGAAAUCUCCCGCGUUGUGAUUGGCCGAGAUUCUUCUAGCAGCGUAUCUUUGCUACGACUUAAUCCUGAAGUACUGGUCCUGCAAGAGGAAAAUUGGGAUCCAAUGGGAGCGUACAUUGUAUAUGCCCCGGUUCACAGCACGACGGUGAACCUAACUUUGGUCGGAGGGGAUUCCGACUACGUGACAAUGCUUCCUACUGGUUUUGUGAUAGGUCCGGACGGUCUGGGCAAUGGAAGUGAUGGAGCCGGCUCAUUGGUAACUUUAUCCAUCCAGAAUUUGGUUGAUUCUAAUCCCAAUAUUGUGGUUGAACAGCCAUCUGUGGACACUCUUACUAAUUUGCUCAUCAACACCGUGGAUAGUCUCAUGAUUGCCUUAAUGAACUAG
This is a messenger RNA of Impatiens glandulifera, 1533 nucleotides long. Its product is annotated as homeobox-leucine zipper protein MERISTEM L1-like. The transcript is spliced from 5 exons. NCBI's taxonomy places the organism in Eukaryota, Viridiplantae, Streptophyta, Magnoliopsida, Ericales, Balsaminaceae. The record is from RefSeq and is a predicted model, not a curated record. Gene Ontology annotation, molecular function: lipid binding. The coding region runs from base 1 to 1533 and encodes 510 amino acids.